Molecule: messenger RNA, 704 nt
Organism: Lycium ferocissimum
Lineage: Eukaryota; Viridiplantae; Streptophyta; Magnoliopsida; Solanales; Solanaceae
Exons: 2
Coding region: 12-443 (143 amino acids)
Molecular function (GO): protein dimerization activity
Source: RefSeq, a predicted model, not a curated record
UUUAUGAAGCUAUGGAUCUUUGCAAAGAAUCUAUUGCAAAGGCAUUUGGGGGUGAUGAGAGGAAGUAUGAAAAAGUUUUUAAGAUCAUUGAUAAAAGAUGGUCGGAUCAACUUCAUCGACCUUUGCAUGCAGCAGGACAUAUUCUGAACCCGGGGUUAUAUUAUAAGAAUGCAGCUGCUGAAACUUUAGAUGGAGAAGUGUGGGAUGACUACAUUUCAUGUCUUGAGAAGUUGGUCCCUGAUCACAAUUUGAGAGAUAAAAUGUCGGUUGAGCUUGGUAAGUAUAGACAAGCAGAUGGGACAUUUGGUAAGGAAUCUGCCAUUAGAGCUAGAGACCGUUUGUCACCAGUCGAAUGGUGGAUGCAAUAUGGUAACCAUGUUCCAGCCUUGCAAAAGUUUGCUAUCAAAGUACUAAGCUUAACUUGUAGUGCAUCCGGAUGUUAAAAAAAUUGGAGUGUCUAUGAACAUGUGAGAGAGAAGAAGAUUUAUUCUAUCAGUUAUAUUACAUAAUUACAUUAUCCUUAUUUUAUUAGCAUUCUUUAAUUACUCUCUACAACUUAUACACAGAUUCACUCCAAGAAGAGGAAUAGACUUGAGCUAAAACGUCUCAAUGAUCUAGUGUACAUUAAGUACAAUAGAACAUUGAAGCGUCGUUAUAAAGCUCGCGACACCAUUGAUCCAAUUAGGUUGGAGAAUAUUGAGGAG